AUGCUUUCAUAUUCCAUACCUUUUUGUAUCUGUUUGUCUUUUGGCCUUUCGGUCUUGGCAUUCCCCUCGAUACGUCUGAGAGACGUGUAUCAAUUUCCGAACGGUACCUGGCUGGAGAAUAUUGCCGUUCGCUCUAAUGGCAACGUUCUCGUCACGGCAUAUAACUUGGCCCAGCUGUGGGAAAUCAAUCCAUUCAAUGGAACCGAUUCACACCAUGCGCAUCUGAUCCACCAAUUCGAAAAUCCCGGCACAAUCACCGGUAUCACCGAGAUCGACCGAGAUGUCUUUGUGACAAUCGCUUCGAAUUCUCUCUGGAAGGUCGAUCUGAGUAUGACUGAGCCCAUAGUCGACCCAAUCGAUAUCACAAUCCCAGCUGGGACUCUGAACGGGAUAGCAGCUUUGAACGAUUCAUCGCUAGUGAUUUCGGACUCAUCCUUGGGCCUUAUUUGGCGCGUGGACAUCCAACAGGGGACGUAUGACAUUCUGAUAAGGGACAACACAACAGCCACAAGCACAGCCUUAGGACCAACACUUGGAGUCAAUGGUAUCAGAGUCUUGGGCAGUCAUGUCUACUACGUGAACUCGCCCCAGAGAUCGCUCUACCGCGUUGGUUUAGAUGCGUCUGGUAAUACGGUUGGACAGCCCGAAACCAUCGCGCAGGGAGUGUUGGCUGAUGAUUUUGCCGUUACCUCUUCGGGGGCUUAUCUUGCUGGCUUGACGGAUAAUAUUAUAACAAACGUAUCCCAUAAUGGCAAAACGCAUGUCGUGGCAGGGGGUAGAAACUCGACUGCCGUGAUGACUGCUACGUCUGCAGCUGUUGGGAGGACCAAGUACGAUGCGAAUGUGCUCUAUAUCACGACGGGCGGAGAGACACAGGGGCCUGUUAACAACACGAACCAUAAGGGGGGCAAGAUAGUCGCUCUCAGACUUGAUAUCUAG
Aspergillus bombycis is the source of this 939-nucleotide messenger RNA. RefSeq lists its product as uncharacterized. The transcript has a single exon. The record is from RefSeq and is a predicted model, not a curated record. The coding region runs from base 1 to 939 and encodes 312 amino acids. Lineage: Eukaryota; Fungi; Ascomycota; Eurotiomycetes; Eurotiales; Aspergillaceae.